Messenger RNA from Salvia hispanica, 2616 nucleotides. RefSeq names its product ETHYLENE INSENSITIVE 3-like 3 protein. The record is from RefSeq and is a predicted model, not a curated record. Gene Ontology annotation, cellular component: nucleus. NCBI's taxonomy places the organism in Eukaryota, Viridiplantae, Streptophyta, Magnoliopsida, Lamiales, Lamiaceae. Gene Ontology annotation, molecular function: DNA-binding transcription factor activity; DNA binding.
ACUCGUGUUAUACUGUUUCCCUUUUCCCUCAUCCCUUUCCUUUUCAACUCUAAUCGCUUAUUGCAUCGUUUCAUGUCGUAUUGCUAUUGCACACCACAGUUCAUCCCCCCUGGUCACCUUUUUCCCAAUUUCGCAUUUAUUUUUCACAAAAAUCGUCUCUUUUUUCUGCCCAUCUCAUUUUCUGAUCCAAUAUUCCGGCAAUUGAUUUUGCUGCCAUGGAAGAUAUGGCUCUUGAAAUCAGUUCGGAUGUUGAAGUUGAUGAGUUGAGGGACGAUGAUAACAUCGAGGAAAAAGAUGUUAGUGAUGAGGAGAUUGCGGCGGAAGAACUGGAAAAGAGAAUGUGGAAGGACCGGAUCAAGCUCAAGAGGAUCAAAGAUAAACAGAAGCUUGCUGCAUUACAAGCUGCAGAGAAGCAAAAGGCUAAGUCUACCACGGAUCAGGCUCGCAGGAAGAAGAUGGCACGGGCUCAAGAUGGUAUUUUGAAGUACAUGUUGAAGCUCAUGGAAGUCUGCAAUGCCCGUGGGUUUGUGUAUGGUAUUAUUCCGGAGAAGGGUAAGCCGGUCAGCGGUGCAUCUGAUAAUAUUAGAGCUUGGUGGAAGGAGAAAGUGAAGUUUGACAAAAAUGGCCUUGCGGCCAUAGCCAAGUACGAGGCUGAGUGCCUCUCGAGGGAGGACGGGCUUGGCACUCACCAAGGGAACACUCAGAGUGUUCUUCAAGACUUGCAAGAUGCGACGUUGGGAUCACUUCUGUCAUCUUUAAUGCAACAUUGUGACCCGCCACAGCGGAAGUUUCCACUGGAGAAGGGUGUGCCCCCGCCGUGGUGGCCAACAGGAAACGAGGAGUGGUGCGUUAAGUUGGGGUUUCCCCAGGGUCAGGGUCCUCCAUAUAAGAAACCUCAUGAUCUGAAGAAGAUGUGGAAAGUUGGGGUUCUGACGGCUGUUAUAAAGCAUAUGUCACCUGAUAUUGCAAAGAUUAGGAGACUGGUUAGACAGUCGAAGUGUUUACAGGAUAAGAUGACUGCCAAGGAGAGCCUGAUAUGGUUAGGUGUUUUGAGCAGGGAGGAAACUGCGAUUCAGCAACUAAGCAGUGAUAAUGGCUCAUCUGGCGUUAGUGAUUCACUGUCGAAAGGUCGUAGAAAUAAGAAGAGGCCUUCUGUUGACAGCGAUAGUGAUUAUGAUGUCGAUGGCAUUCAUAAUGGCUUGGGAUCUGUCUCAUCUAAGGAUGAUACAAGAAAGCAAUCCACAGAUAUUGUGCCUAUUGAACCGGCAGAUGAUGCCUUAACUCAACCAAGCAAAGACAAAGAGCGCGUACAGAAGCGUCCAAGGAAAACAAAGAAACCAAGACCUGAUAACCAACUGACUGUACCAAUUCUCAGUGAUCAGCCACAUGUCGAUCCCGAAUACAUGGUGACAGAUGAAAAUCACAAUGAUAUGCAGUUUGGUGGAUACUUGACGAAUGGGAGAGAGGUAGAAAAUAAUGAACUAACAUCUGUUAGACUCCCUGAAGUGCCAGAACACAAUACUCGUGGUCAACCCUGCUUAGUAGAAUCUGAUUUGAACUAUAUCCGCCCUGACCAUUCUUCCCAUACUAUCCCCAUUACCCGUGCUUACCCGAAUAAUGGGCCAUUAACUUAUUCAGCGACUCAGAGUGGUGAUUUUGAACCUCCUCAUCCUCAUUUAAUUCGCGAUACUCGAGACUUUCAUUUGCAAAAUGCACCUCCAGUAUCCAAAUUUAACGGACAGUCUGAAAGUUCUGCACUACAGCAUCAACCUAGAGAUCAGGUGUUGCAUCUUGAACCUCAAACUUCUCGAUGGCAACAUGGGCCUGAAGGUCCUACUCUACCUCUGGACUUGGAUAGUUCAGGGCUUCAUCUUAGACCAGCUCAUAGUUUUGCUGUUUCCACUGCGAAUCAUCAAGGGGAUCCGUCAAUGGCAUGUUUCAGUGACAUACAUUAUGGAUCAGGGGAUUUAAAAUUCCAGUUACCAGCAUUACCUAAGAAUGGAAACGAUGUUCCUGGAGGGAAGUUCCCACCUUUUGCAGAAGAUACAUUUCCGAAUGAGCCAGAUGGUCUGCCUGAGACACAUUUUCAAUCUUCUCUCAAAAGUUUAUCACCAGAUUUACCAGGAUAUGGAGCUUUUAGCCUUUCAUUUGACGGAACAAGUUCGUUAGAUACUGGUGAUUUCGACUUUGAGUUUAACGACAACUCUAUUGACGGCAGCAACUUUGAUGCAAUGAUGGAGUACUUUGCUUCAUAAGUUGGUUUUGCUAAUUCAUUAUUCAUAGGGGCCAGGUAAACCUUUUGUACAAGGAAGAGUGGAUCUGUGCCCUUUUAACUGAGAUGUUGCAGUAAAUUUGCUGUUCUGAUCUUCCAGACUGUAAGAUGUUAAAUUAGUUUUUAGUUUACUUAAAACUCUUGGUCAUUAAGUUAAGUGGCCUAAAUAGUUUUGUGCUUGUGAAUGAGGAGGUGGUUUUUGGCAGUUGUUGAUAUUUUAGUUUUUUAAUGUUCUUUUAUGUCUAGCUUGUGUCAAUCUUUACUGUCUUUAGCAUUCAGUGUCAAUGGAAACCUUGUGCAUGCCUCCAAAUAUUUUUUAAUUUAUAUUCUUAUUAUGAUACUCA